Perkinsus marinus ATCC 50983 is the source of this 1262-nucleotide messenger RNA. Its product is annotated as Surfeit locus protein, putative. Gene Ontology annotation, molecular function: RNA binding; DNA binding. Gene Ontology annotation, biological process: ribosomal large subunit biogenesis; ribosomal small subunit biogenesis. The record is from RefSeq and is a predicted model, not a curated record. The transcript has 8 exons. Gene Ontology annotation, cellular component: nucleolus. Bases 9 to 1097 code for a protein of 362 amino acids. Lineage: Eukaryota; Perkinsozoa; Perkinsida; Perkinsidae.
GUGUCGACAUGUCUGUCACUCCUCUAGUGGAGAAGCCUUCAGAGGCAGCAGUAUCGUCCAAGGCGCUGAAUAAGCAGACGUUACGGCGCAGGUAUAGGGAGGUUCGGGAUGGCAUCGAUCAGACGAUCGAUUUGAUACCUGCUCAUCAAUACCUUCAAACCGUCACAUUCGGUGACUCCCCGUUGACGGUACAGGAAGCUGGCCACCAUGGAAGGCAGCUAGAUCCUCGCUAUGUGAAGGGAACUACUAGAGUGUUGGAGGAAGUGCUCAGUAAGCGGAAGGCUGAGCAGGAUAAGGCUUCUGGGGCUAAAAAGAAUGCUAAGAAGAAGAAGGCUAAGGUUACUCGCCCUGUCUCCGGUGCGGAACUUCGGGAGAAGCUUCAUGCUAAGAUCGAGGCUUUGAAGAGGGCUAGGGAAUCACAGAAGGAGUGGAAGAAGGCUGCGAAGGAAACAGAGGAGGAGGAGGGUGAGAACGCUGCUGAUGCUAAGAGGCUCCGAAGAGCUAAGCAGAAGGCGGCAGCAGCGGAGCGAAAGAAGAAGGCUAAGAAUGGUGGGAAGAAGAAGGCUGAGAUGAAGGCUGCGGCAGCGGCUAGGAGGAAGGAGAGGGAGGAGGAGGAAGACGCUGAGAAGACUAAUGUGAAGGAGGACCUCGACUUCAGCUCCUUCAACUUCAAGAAGAGGGCAGCUGAUGUCGAGGAGCACAAGGAGAAGAGGGUAUCCAAGCGACAGCGUUUAGAAAAGGAAAUACACGAAGCUGAGAAGGAGCAGCAGCAGAUUGCCCAGGCCUCCUCUGCUGAGGAGAGGGUGAAGCUAAGUCAAGAUAAGGCCAUUGAAAGGGCUAUGAAGAGGGCUGCUGGGGAGAAGGUUCAUGAUGAUGUCCAUAAGUUGAGGAAAGCUCAUAAGGCUAUUGAUAAGAAAAAGAAUAAAUCCCGAGAGGAGUGGGCUGCAAGGAGUAGAGAAGUGAAGGAGAAGCAGGCGGCGGCUCAGGCUAAGCGGAAAGAGAAUAUACAGAAGUACCGAGGGAAAAAUGCUAAGAAGUCGCUGAUGGCGGAGAAGAAGCCGGCGGAAGGCCAGAUGACUGCUGAGGGAAGUGCCUAGCUACGUAUGAUACCAAGUUGACCGGAUAUAUUGUCGGCCUCCGCCGUUCGCAUUUAUCUUCCUCGUCCUUCUCGUUUCUUCGUUUCUGUGUUCACCAUUAUCAUCAGCAGACGUCGGGUGCUGCUGAUGAUAUUACGUCCAACAACACUGUACGUCUACUACUAU